Eublepharis macularius is the source of this 1227-nucleotide messenger RNA. RefSeq names its product potassium voltage-gated channel subfamily A regulatory beta subunit 1 (gene KCNAB1). NCBI's taxonomy places the organism in Eukaryota, Metazoa, Chordata, Lepidosauria, Squamata, Eublepharidae. Gene Ontology annotation, molecular function: potassium channel regulator activity; voltage-gated potassium channel activity; transmembrane transporter binding. The record is from RefSeq and is a predicted model, not a curated record. The coding region runs from base 1 to 1227 and encodes 408 amino acids. Gene Ontology annotation, cellular component: membrane; voltage-gated potassium channel complex; extrinsic component of cytoplasmic side of plasma membrane. The transcript has 14 exons. Gene Ontology annotation, biological process: transmembrane transport; negative regulation of delayed rectifier potassium channel activity; potassium ion transport.
AUGAAUCUUUAUAAAGUAGCCUGUACAAAUAUCUCACCAUCCAAAAUAGGUAUACAGAAGCCCAAUGAAGCAUCUUUAAAGCUUAAGAGGCAAAGUAUGGUUCCUAAACUUAGCUCUCCAGUAAGACGCUGGCUUGAGGGAUUAAGCAAACAACCUGAACAGAUGCUACUGGAGAAGUUUUUGCUCAUGCAUGGACUGUCGAUACAGCAAAUCGCCAAAGCUGCAUCAGGAAUGAGAUACAGAAACCUUGGAAAAUCCGGACUACGAGUUUCAUGUUUGGGGCUAGGGACAUGGGUCACAUUUGGAGGUCAGAUUUCAGAUGAGGUUGCUGAGCAGCUAAUGACUAUUGCAUACGAGAGCGGAGUGAAUCUGUUUGACACAGCUGAGGUGUAUGCUGCUGGCAAAGCAGAAGUCAUUUUGGGAAACAUCAUAAAAAAGAAAUGCUGGAGGAGGUCAAGUCUGGUCAUUACAACAAAACUCUACUGGGGGGGAAAAGCUGAAACAGAAAGAGGACUUUCAAGAAAACACAUUAUUGAAGGAUUAAAAGCUUGCCUCCAGAGACUGCAGCUUGAAUAUGUGGAUGUAGUCUUUGCAAAUCGGCCAGACAAUAAUACUCCGAUGGAAGAAAUUGUCCGGGCAAUGACACAUGUGAUAAACCAGGGCAUGGCAAUGUACUGGGGAACUUCCCGCUGGAGUGCCAUGGAGAUUAUGGAAGCUUAUUCGGUAGCAAGACAGUUUAAUAUGAUUCCACCCGUGUGUGAACAAGCGGAAUACCACCUGUUCCAAAGAGAAAAAGUGGAGGUCCAGUUGCCGGAAUUAUACCACAAGAUAGGAGUUGGAGCGAUGACAUGGUCUCCGCUUGCUUGUGGGAUCAUCUCAGGGAAAUAUGCCAACGGGAUUCCUGAAAGCUCAAGGGCUUCACUAAAGUGCUAUCAGUGGCUAAAGGAGAAGAUUGUGAGUGAAGACGGAAGGAAACAGCAAACAAAGCUGAAAGAUCUCUUCCCGAUUGCUGAACGUCUCGGAUGCACACUACCUCAGCUAGCAGUUGCCUGGUGUCUACGUAAUGAGGGCGUGAGUUCAGUUCUCCUAGGAUCUUCCAACCCCGAGCAACUAAUAGAGAAUCUCGGUGCCAUACAGGUUCUUCCGAAGAUGACAGCCCACAUUGUGAAUGAAAUUGACAACAUUUUGGGGAACAAACCUUUCAGCAAGAAGGACUACCGAUCCUAA